Molecule: messenger RNA, 909 nt
Organism: Lachancea thermotolerans CBS 6340
Lineage: Eukaryota; Fungi; Ascomycota; Saccharomycetes; Saccharomycetales; Saccharomycetaceae
Gene: PDS1
Product: securin
Exons: 1
Coding region: 1-909 (302 amino acids)
Biological process (GO): chromosome organization
Cellular component (GO): nucleus; cytoplasm
Source: RefSeq, a predicted model, not a curated record
AUGGGACGCCAUGAGGAUAAGGAAAAUUCAAUUUGGUCUGAAAGCAAUGUUCCAGUUACGCCAAGACAUCUACUGAGCAGGUCUCAGUCGUUCAUGAAGAAUAAAUCACCAAAGCGUGCGGAGGCAAGGAGACCGCUUGCGAGCAAGGACAAUAAUAGGAGUGUGAGCUACCUUGGGACCAAGGAGCCGCUGCGCAAGAGAACAAGACCUGGGGUCAACCAUGCGGGCAGUUUUGUCGGGAACGCGCGCCUGGGCCCAGCCCCCACUUUGAACGCAAGCGGAGCGCCUAAGAUCAAGAGUCUGGUGCUCAAGGAUGGCAUAGAAGAGGAGGGCUCUCAGAGUGAGGGUGCGGAGGUCGACGAGGAUGACGAUGAUGAUAGCAACCGGCUGGCCGCGAAGCUGAGGACAAAACUGCUUUCUCGCGACCGCGACGCAGAAGGCGAGCAAACUGGCCUGCUAGGCGCGACCGGUGGCUUACAGAGCCUUCUGGGACCCAAAUUGAGCCAGAGGGCUGAAGAAUCCGAUAGCGACCAGGAGGUUGAGGUAAUACCGCCCAGACCAGAGCCUCUGCCUCACGUUCCUGAGGGUUAUACACCUUUCGGUGAACAAGAAAUCGCUAAACUGCAAGGCGUCGACGUUUCUCCCUUUCAGCUAAACUUCUCGGGUGUGGACGAAGACGAAGACAUCAAUUCUCAGGAUUCUACGCAGCUUUUUACAUUGAAUUUUGACAGAGAUGAUAAUGACGAUACUGACGCUGAUCAAAGCGGCCGCAAAAGGCAUCAUACGCCCGAAAGAACAACUAUUCCGAUUUCAACGGGUCAACGGCGCAAGAGUGACGUCUUUGAACUGGAGCCCACAUACGCCGGCAACGGACUUACCGCUAAGGAGCUCGAAUCACUGCUAGAGUAA